This is a messenger RNA of Ziziphus jujuba (common jujube), 792 nucleotides long. Its product is annotated as F-box/FBD/LRR-repeat protein At3g26920-like. The record is from RefSeq and is a predicted model, not a curated record. The transcript is spliced from 5 exons. Bases 1 to 792 code for a protein of 263 amino acids. Lineage: Eukaryota; Viridiplantae; Streptophyta; Magnoliopsida; Rosales; Rhamnaceae.
AUGAACUCUGCUUCAAAGGUCUAUCUCCUAGCCUCUCUCCAAGUUGAACCAAGAGAUUUGGAGUUGUCUAUGCUUUUGCAUGGCUUGGUAAAGUUUCCCUCUGCUUCAUUUGGGGGGCUUGAGAAUUUGACCUUGAGAAAUGUGAUGGUUUCAACGGAGAGAUUUAAAAAUCUGCGUAUAAUAUUGCCCAAUGAUGAAGAAUUUUCACAGUCACUUAUAUUACAUGCUCCAAAACUUGAAUGGUUUUCUUGGGCUGGCUGUGCUUCUAAUUACUCUUGUGAAGGAAAUGUAGAGUUUUUGUGCCAUUCUGAUAUAUCUAUAGAACAUGCUUCAAUUGCCAACAAUGAGUACGAGUCCUUGGAUAAUGGAAUCAUUGGUAAAGUUCUUCAAUCAAUGCACCGGGUUUCAUCAAUGAAUAUACGUGAUGUUUCCAUUAAGGAAAUUUCUUCACCAGAGUUGUUGACUGAAUUUUGUAACUUGCUUUCAUUGACUCUAAAACACACCAAUGCCCUCAACGAAAUUACAUCUGUAGUUUUGUUACUCAAAUCGAUGCCACAAUUGAAUACUCUGAAAAUACUUGGGAUUCCCUAUUCCAAAGAGGAAGUCGAAAUGGAGAUUGAGGGAAAGAACAAUGAGAUAGAGCUGAUAAAGUAUUUGCUCAAAAAUGCAAGAGCUUUGAAGAAGAUGACCAUUCUUUAUAAAGCUCUAUUAUGUAGAGAAUCUGCGAUUAGAAAGAUUAAAGAAUUCCGAAUAGCUUCUUCCCAUGUUGCUUUAUAUUUCCGUCCAGUGUAA